GAAGCUUUUUAGGUAAGAAAGGUGUCCUCUUUAUUCAACUCACUAGUCACCGACGAAAGGUCAAUACUUCCUAUGGGGGAACCAUCAUCUUUGUCACCAAAGAAUUAGAAAUUUGAUAAAGGAAAUUAAUGAGGAAGCAGUAUCUGAAAUCUGGGUCUGGGACAAGGAAGGAGAAGGACAAGAAGAAGAGAUGGUUCUUGGAUAACGGAAGCAUCUUCUUAAGAGAACUUAUCGCUGAUUGUAACGGUAAAUCCAUUCCUAUUCGCAGCUUUUCUCCUGAUCAGAUCUUGAAAGCCACCAACAAUUUCGAUUCAAGUUGUUUCGUCUCGCAAGAUGUAUACUAUAAGUGGUAUAGAGGUCAAAUCGAAGAUAGGCCUUACAUGAUCAAGAGAUUCGCCGAGGAUGAAAUUACAGGACACAGAGUUGAAGAGGUUUAUAAUGAUAUUGUCUUGUCUGCUCGGAUGAGCAAUCACAGCAACUUUCUUAAGCUGUUAGGAUGUUGUCUCGAGUUUCCUUUUCCGGUUCUUGUGUUUGAAUUUGCAGAACAUGGAGUUUUGAAUCAGCGAGGAGGUAUUGUGGUUAAUGGUGAAGAAUGUUUAUUGCCAUUGAGUUUGCGGUUAAAGAUUGGGAAAGAGAUUGCCAAUGCUGUGACUUAUCUUCACAUGGCCUUCCCUAAGAUCAUCAUACAUAGAGAUGUUAAACCGAUGCACGUCUUCUUGGACAAGAACUGGACAGCAAAGUUUUCUGAUUUAUCUUUCUCAAUAUCUCUCCCUGAGGGCAAAUCAAGAAUAGAAGUUGAAUGGAUCCUGGGAACAGCUGGGUACCUCGAUCCGUUGUAUUAUGCCACCAGUUUUGUGACCGAAUAUACGGAUGUCUACAGCUUCGGGGUCUUUUUGCUGGUUAUUCUCACUGGCAAACCGGUUGUCUUCACUGGAUCUGAUGGAGAUCCCCAAGGUGUUCUUAGCUAUGUGAGACGUUUAUUUGAGGAUGGGAAGCUUGAUGAAGUAAUAGAUCCAAUGUUAAUGAAGGAUAUCUCAAGUGGUCAAAGGUUGCAAGUGGAAGAAUGUGUGGUGUUUGCUUUGAGAUGUUGCGAGGAGAGAGAUGAAGACAGACCAAAGAUGAUCCAAGUAGCUAAAGAACUCAAGCGGAUUGAAACAUCACUGAGAAAUUCUAGCUAGAGAUCCUCUAGGAACUUGAUGAGAUAUACUUUGAGAUAUCCUCAUAGAGAUGGCAUCACAAGAACAUGGCUGAAGAAGAUGGAAGUAUUAUUGGUGUCCAAAAGAAGAGCUAGUUUAAGUUACUUGAAAUAUGUAUAGCUAAGUAAAAUGUCCUUGGAUUAUGUAGUGUAGAAAUUCAAGAGUCUCCGAUUCAAAAGUUAUCUUGGAAGAAAUCUCGAAAAUGAGAAGAUCCUUACAACUUUUUACUACUAAAAACUGUAUAAGAAAUAGUUUUGUUUCGAGUCUCA
Messenger RNA from Capsella rubella, 1465 nucleotides. RefSeq names its product non-functional pseudokinase ZED1. Lineage: Eukaryota; Viridiplantae; Streptophyta; Magnoliopsida; Brassicales; Brassicaceae. Gene Ontology annotation, cellular component: plasma membrane. The record is from RefSeq and is a predicted model, not a curated record. Gene Ontology annotation, biological process: protein phosphorylation; cell surface receptor signaling pathway. Gene Ontology annotation, molecular function: protein serine/threonine kinase activity; ATP binding. The transcript has a single exon. Bases 129 to 1178 code for a protein of 349 amino acids.